Messenger RNA from Drosophila erecta, 717 nucleotides. RefSeq names its product peptidoglycan-recognition protein SB2 (gene PGRP-SB2). The transcript has 2 exons. Gene Ontology annotation, molecular function: peptidoglycan binding; N-acetylmuramoyl-L-alanine amidase activity; zinc ion binding. Bases 17 to 565 code for a protein of 182 amino acids. NCBI's taxonomy places the organism in Eukaryota, Metazoa, Arthropoda, Insecta, Diptera, Drosophilidae. Gene Ontology annotation, biological process: innate immune response; peptidoglycan catabolic process. The record is from RefSeq and is a predicted model, not a curated record.
ACAUCAAGAAGUAAACAUGAAGCUACAGUUGGCCCUCGUUUUAUGUGGUUUGACUCUGGCCUUGGGCCAGAUUGUUCCCCGCAGCUCCUGGUGUCCUGUGCCACUCUCGCCGAGAUUGCCAAGGCUCGUGGUACCGGUUCGACUGAUUAUCAUCCAUCACACAGUCACGGCUCCUUGCUUCAAUCCGCAACAGUGCCAGCUGGCACUUAGGCGAAUCCGAGCCGAUCAUAUGCGCAGGAAAUUCAGGGAUAUUGGCUAUAACUUCCUGAUCGGCGGAGAUGGUCGGAUCUACGAGGGCUUGGGUUUCGGCAUCCGCGGGGAGCAUGCUCCUCACUAUAACAGCCAGUCCAUUGGCAUUGCUUUCAUUGGCAACUUCCAGACUGGACUACCUCCUUCGCAAAUGCUGCAGGCUGCCCAGACACUCAUCCGAAUCGCCGUGCAGCGUCGCCAGGUUUCGCCCAACUAUUCCCUGGUGGGUCAUUGCCAAACAAAGGCCACCGCUUGUCCGGGCAGACAUCUUCUGAACGAGCUCAAAAAGUGGCCACGCUGGCAGCCGAAGCCUUAAGUUCCCAUAAGUCAUCCGAACGUUGAUGUGAUCGAAUUAAAGAUGUAAAUUUCACUUAGAAAUGUGUUCCUAACGUACAUCUUAAAACCUCUUUUCUAUAGAUAAAUGGAUGUAAAUAAUUGUGCAUAUUACAAGUAAAUACAAAUUUUAGA